CACUUCCGGUUGGGAGGUCAACAUACACACGUGAGAGCUGCAGAAGAGCAACAGAGGCUGGCAUCAGACUACAGCAGGGGUUUCUUCAGCAGACAGGAUGGACGGGAAAGUUAAGGAACAGAAGCGACAUACGCAGAAGCACAGCGGGCCGAAGGCAGAGAGGAAGAAGCUCAGGAAGCAGGGAGCGUUCACAGAGGAGGAUGGAAGAAAACGCAACCCCAAAGCUUUCGCCGUUCAGUCGGCUGUGCGAAUGGCCAAGACCUUCCACAGGGCCCAGGACAUAAAGGCCAAAAAACACCACAUUCCCCUGGUAGACCGGACCCCCCUGGAACCCCCCCCUGUGGUGAUUGUAGUAGUUGGGCCCCCUAAGGUGGGAAAGAGCACCCUGAUCCGCUGCCUGAUCAAAAACUUCACCCGACAGAAGCUCGGGGACAUAUGUGGACCUGUAACCAUUGUCUCUGGCAAGAAGCGUCGCCUCACUUUCAUGGAGUGUAACAAUAACAUUAAUACGAUGAUUGACCUUGCAAAAGUCGCCGACCUGGUGUUGAUGUUGAUUGAUGCCAGCUUCGGCUUUGAGAUGGAGACUUUUGAGUUCCUCAACAUCUGUCAGGUGCACGGCUUCCCUCGCAUCAUGGGCGUGCUGACUCACCUGGAUUCAUUCAAGAACAACAAGGCCCUGAGGAAGACCAAGAAAAACCUCAAACACAGAUUCUGGACUGAGGUCUAUCAGGGGGCCAAGCUGUUCUAUCUGUCGGGGAUGGUGUACGGUGAAUAUCAGACUCAGGAAGUGAAGAACCUCGGCCGCUUUAUCUCAGUGAUGAAGUUUCGUCCUCUGGUGUGGCAGACCUCUCACCCUUAUGUGCUGGUUGAUCGUAUGGAGGACUUAACUGACCCUGAGAGGGUGAGGACAGACCCCAAGUGUGACCGGACAGUGUCUCUCUAUGGCUACCUACGAGGGACACAUUUAAAAAACAAAGGCCAGGUCCAUAUCCCAGGUGUAGGUGACUUUCAGGUGGCAGAUGUGAACUUCCUGCCAGACCCGUGUGCCCUGCCAGAUGCUCAGAAGAAGAGAGCGCUGAAUGAGAAGGAGCGUUUGCUCUAUGCACCCAUGGCAGGCGUCGGGGGGGUCGUAUAUGACAAAGAUGCGGUGUAUAUUGACCUUCCUGCAAACCACGUCAAUCAACAGCAGGAGGAGGUGCGGCCCACAACAGAGCUGGUCCAGUCCCUCAUCGACACACAUAGCACCCUGGAUGCCAAGAUGGCUGCCAGUAAGGUGUCUCUGUUCAGUGGCUCUGCCACCCUGGAGCCCACGGACAUCAGCGAGCAGAGCGGAGAGAAGGAGGGCCCUCAGGAGGUGUGUGUGUGGGACCCUAACACCCAGAGAGAGAGGAGGAAGGUGGUCUUUGCUAAAGAGGAGGAGGAUGGCAGCAGCUCUAGUGAUGACGAGGACGGUGACAGUGAAGACAGCGACCAGGAGGAGCAGGAGGAGGAAGAAGACGAGGAUCCCCUGUCCACAUUUCUCAAACAGGCGAGAGCCGAAUCUGGCAGGACAGAUAAGACUGAAACAGACACUCCACCGGUGAAGAAACAGAAACUAGAGGGGAAGAAGGAAGACAGCGCGGAGGUGCCGGUGUUUGCUGACAGUGAAGACGACCUGGAGGUGAGCGAGGGGGAGAGUGAAGAAGACGGGGAGGCCCUGAGAGCAGGAGACUCUGGCCACUGUUCUGAGGAGGAUGAGGAGGAGAGUGAUGAUGAAGAGGAGGAAGACGAUGAAGAUGAAUUAGUGGAGGAGGAGGAGGAUGCAACUGAGGCAACAAUGAAGAAACAAACAGAGAGUGAAGAGGAGGAGGAGGAGCAGGGGGCUCUGAGGUGGAAGGAGGGUCUGCAGCAGAAAGCAUCAGAAGCGUUUCUACGGCAACAAGAAGCAGCCCCCAAUCUGAGAAAACUGGUUUAUGGUUCAGUUGUAGAGGCGCAGGAUUCUGAGGAUGAGGAUGAGGAGCUGGGAGGGCUGUUUCGAGUCAGCCGCCCUCAGAAGAGAAAAAAGUCUCAAGAAAAUGCUGCUGACUGCUCCCGUUUUAACCCUGACACCUCCCACAACUGGGACUUGGAGGAGAUGCUGAACUCCAUCAAGGACUGCUUUGUCACAGGGAAGUGGGAGGAGGACCAAGAUGCUGCCACACUGCUGAAGGAGGACGAGGAGCUGUAUGGUGACUUUGAGGAUUUGGAAACAGGAGAAGUCCACAAGGGCCAAACUGGUCAGCAGGAUCAGGCCGAGAACAGUGAGAAAGACGAAGACGACGAUGAAGAUGAAGAGGAAAGUGUGAUGAAGGUGGAUGACGAGGAGGUCCAGAAGAAAAAGCGUCUGGAGAAGAAGCAAAGGCUGAAGGAGCGAUUCAACGCAGAGUAUGACGACGGAGACGCCACUUACUUUGACGACCUGAAGGAGGAGAUGCAGAAGCAGGCGGAGCUGAACAGGGCAGAGUUUGAGGACGUGGAUGAUGAGACCAGAGUGCAGUACGAAGGCUUCCGACCAGGAAUGUACGUCAGAGUAGAAAUCUCCUCUUUGCCCUGCGAGUUUGUCACCAACUUUGACCCCCAUUAUCCCAUAAUCCUUGGUGGCCUGGGCUCCAGCGAGGGAAAUGUGGGAUACCUGCAGAUGCGACUAAAGAAACACCGCUGGCAUAACCGCAUCCUGAAGACACGAGACCCACUCAUCCUGUCGUUAGGCUGGAGGCGCUUCCAGACCAUCCCCCUUUAUCACAUUGAGGAUCACAACGGACGCCACCGCCUGCUCAAAUACACACCGCAGCACAUGCACUGUGGCGCCUCCAUCUGGGGUCCCAUCACACCACAGGGCACAGGCUUCCUGGCAGUGCAGUCAGUAGCAGGAACUAAAGCUAAUUUCCGUAUUGCAGCCACAGGAGUCAUUUUGGACCUGGAUAAGACUGUGACUGUAGUGAAGAAGCUCAAACUCAUAGGUUACCCCUACAAGAUCUUUAAGAACACCUGCUUUGUUAAGGGCAUGUUCAACACUGUGCUGGAGGUAGCCAAAUUUGAAGGCGCUGCAGUACGAACAGUAUCAGGGGUCAGAGGUCAGAUCAAGAAGGCGCUGUCUACACCGCCAGGAGCUUACAGAGCCACGUUUGAGGACCGCCUGCUCAUGAGUGACAUUGUGUUCCUGCGCUCCUGGUAUCCAGUGUCUGUUCCUCAGCUCUACAACCCCGUCACCUCUCUGCUGCUGCCCGUCGGUCAGAAGGACAACUGGGAAGGCAUGAGGACCCUGGGGCAGCUCAAACAUGACAUGGGCAUUCGCAACAAACCCAACACGGACUCUCUGUACAAGCCGGUGGUCCGAGCCCAGAGGCGCUUCAACCGCCUGCACAUCCCCAAGGAGUUGCAGAAGGCCCUGCCCUUCAAGAGCAAACCCAAACAGCAGCAAGCCAAAGGAAAGACGCCCCGAGAUCUGCAGAGGCCCAGUGUCAUCAGAGAGCCCCAUGAGAAGAAGGUGGCGGCCCUGCUACAAGCGCUGAGCACAGUCCACAACUACAAGAGGAAGAAAGCCCACAUGGUGCAGCAUGCCAAACACAAGGAGUUCCUGCAGCAGAAAGAGAAACAGGAGGAGGCGAAGCUGAAGAGACAGAAGGAGGCACGUAAAAAACUGUACCGUGUCAUGGGUCAGACGGACAAGAAGAAACACAGGUCCAGUCUGAAGGGGGCGCCCCAGGAUGACUAACUCGCUGACUGUGGAUUCAUGAGGAAAACUGCAGACUGAUGCUCGGUCUGCCCUUUGGACUCCUAGUAUGUGUCUCAUAACUUUGACAGAAUCAUUUUUAUUGUAUCUUUCUAGAUGUGUUGAUAUUGAUCAUCAGCUGUAAAGGAAAACUCGAUUUAAUUAAAAACACGUAUCUGUCUUUGGAAACUGUUGUUAUGCCAACGAAAUGAUGUAGCUGUAUACUGGAGUAUUGGAGCAGUUCUCUUGCUGCUGAUGGUUGCUUAUAUUAUAGCUGAUCUCACCAUGUCAUGGAGGUAUUAUGAAAUAUGACUAGUCAAGAGUAUUCAGAAUAUUAUGCUGAGGAUAUAACCAGAAUUUUAAAAAUCUGUUGUUGUGUAAGUAAGUGUAACUUAUAAACCCUUUGAAACCGUCUUUCAAAAACAUGGAACAGCGGUAAAGAACUUAACAAGAAAUUUGCAAUAAAAGAAA
Plectropomus leopardus (leopard coralgrouper) is the source of this 4201-nucleotide messenger RNA. It is a transcript of the gene bms1, whose product is annotated as BMS1 ribosome biogenesis factor. The record is from RefSeq and is a predicted model, not a curated record. Lineage: Eukaryota; Metazoa; Chordata; Actinopteri; Perciformes; Serranidae. Gene Ontology annotation, cellular component: 90S preribosome; nucleus. Gene Ontology annotation, biological process: ribosome biogenesis; maturation of SSU-rRNA from tricistronic rRNA transcript (SSU-rRNA, 5.8S rRNA, LSU-rRNA); endonucleolytic cleavage of tricistronic rRNA transcript (SSU-rRNA, 5.8S rRNA, LSU-rRNA). Gene Ontology annotation, molecular function: U3 snoRNA binding; GTP binding; GTPase activity.